CAGUCUAUCGAACAAAGAAUAAGGCUAACUGAUGACCUAAAAUUCUUCCUCUUAACUGCCCCUGCAAAUUGGCAACAAUACCAAAUAAUCAGAAGAUACUACUUAAACCACGAUGAAGGUUUCAUCUCUUGUGUCUAUUGGAAUGAAUUAUACUAUAUCACCGGUACUGACAUUGUCAAAUGUCUAGUCUAUAGGUUUGAACAAUUUGGUAGGCAAGUCACUGAUCGUAAAAAAUUCGAAGAAGGUGUCUUUUCUGACUUAAGAAACCUCAAAUGUGACACUGACGCAAUUCUUCAACCUCCCAAAUCCGAUUUCUUGCAAUUUCUUUACAAGAAUUCUUGUCUAAGAACACAGAAAAAACAAAAAGUCUUUUUCUGGUUCAAUGUUCCUCAUGAUAAAUUGUUUGCUGAUGCCCUAGAAAGAGACCUAAAAAGAGAAUUCACUGGCCAA
This is a messenger RNA of Ascoidea rubescens DSM 1968, 450 nucleotides long. Its product is annotated as STE domain-containing protein. Gene Ontology annotation, cellular component: Tec1p-Ste12p-Dig1p complex; nucleus; Ste12p-Dig1p-Dig2p complex. The transcript has a single exon. Gene Ontology annotation, biological process: regulation of DNA-templated transcription; regulation of pseudohyphal growth; sexual reproduction. The annotation marks the transcript as partial. The record is from RefSeq and is a predicted model, not a curated record. Lineage: Eukaryota; Fungi; Ascomycota; Saccharomycetes; Ascoideales; Ascoideaceae. Gene Ontology annotation, molecular function: DNA-binding transcription factor activity.